Nasonia vitripennis (jewel wasp) is the source of this 5433-nucleotide messenger RNA. RefSeq lists its product as uncharacterized. Bases 2720 to 4384 code for a protein of 554 amino acids. The transcript has 10 exons. Lineage: Eukaryota; Metazoa; Arthropoda; Insecta; Hymenoptera; Pteromalidae. Gene Ontology annotation, cellular component: membrane. Gene Ontology annotation, molecular function: protein binding. The record is from RefSeq and is a predicted model, not a curated record.
ACUCACUUUGAACCUUGCGCGCGCGAAUAAUCGCUUUCGAGCUUUUUCGGUGAGAGGUGCUCUCUCCUUUUUUUUUCUCCUUCGUAUAAUCCGUAAGAAUCGUCAUACCCAGGGGCCGCGAAGGCUUAUUUACCGCGCGCUCGAUUUUCGGACGAGCCCGCCGCGUUUUGAAAGUUGCCUCUCUUGCAAUAAUGCGCGCACGCGUAAUCGAUGCUCCUAUAUGCUCGCGCGUCGGUUGUGACUGACGUGGCUCGUUUUCCCGGGCGCGAAAUAAAUUUGGCAAAUUAACCGCUACGGCUUGAUUAAAACGUUUGACGAGCCGAUCGCUCAAAAAAGAAGAAAAACAAAAACAGGAACAGAGAAAUCGGCCUGUAAAAUGCUCAUUUGCAUCGAGAGCGCGCCGGGAGGAAAGAAAGCUCGCGGGAAAAAGUAGCAGCCGCGCACGGGAAAAUCGAUCUACUAGGAAACGAGUAAACUAGUAGACUGAGAGUGACUGACUGGCUGGAUCUUUCGCUCCUGGAAAACAAAGCACAAAAAAGCAUGAGAACGCGAGGGAUCAUCCUAUGGCGGAAGCUCGCGUGGCUCGCGCGAAUCCGCGUGAUUGCCGGCAAUUAGCCCCGCCAGGUAUACAACAAUCGGCUAUGCUCACGAGCUAUAUAUAUAUAUAUAUAUAUAGAUAUAUAUACUCGGGAUCGAUGCGGCGUGUGACGUAAUCCGCGAUUACACGUUCGAAACGUCAUAAAUACGUCAUCGCGAUAUAUUGGGAGUGUACGUGUGUGUUGAUACUGGAACAGCGACCUUUUUCCCCGGCGAUCGUGCUCGAGUGGAGUUACGUGCGCGUUUUAGAUUCUAGAUUCGGUUGCGGGAGAAAAAUUGUUGUUCGGUCCCUCGGGCUUCGAUGGUUAUUUCGUAUAUACCAGGGCAGUUCCCGAAAUUACGUGAAUCGAUGCAGCUAUACACCGGUGGACUUUCAUCGAAUCGAUUAUUGGCCAAUUAGCGAUUCACGCUGUCAUCACGGCUUUGGAAAUUCCCGGUACUAUAAUAAUUAUACGCGUUAUCCGAGGAAAUAAAAAGCCGAGCCGAAUUAUACGAGGUGACAUCCGCCGUAAUAACGUAAUAACACUCGCCCAAAUAUACCUAUAUUACGAAGAGUCGUUAGCGCGAUAAAAUUUCACCUCUUACGUGAGACGUAAACAACACGCCGAGGGUUUUUCCGACUCCGGAAAGAUUAUAUACUUUAAUUCCAACUGUUUUCGUCGCACUUCCCACGCGGUUCAUCAAAACGCUACCGAGAACACGGACUGUGCUCGCGGUUGCGCGCAAAUUUCACCCAAUGUAAAACGCAUUUGAGCUCGUUACCGCUAAUGAAAAAACAUCUCUCUAGACGCCGUAUCCGUUUCUUCCGAAUUAAAAUUCGCCGAGCUCGAAAAAAAAGAACAAUGCGCUUGGGCGGAACGACGAAUGAUAAUCCGCUACCGGAUCUCCGACGUAUUUAUAGAUCCAUCCGCCUGUGUCUGUCGGGCACCUAAUAUACGCGACCGGUCGUGUGGCGAGCGAAUGUGUUCUAGGAUUGAUUGCAGCCGGUGUCCCAGUUAUAGUCGACGGCAGUUUUGAUUUGUUUCGAUUGCCGCGUAAUAAUGCCGAGGUGUAGGCCCGAUUACGAUAAGUGUUUCCAGUAAUUUAUUUGCACGUAAUCUCUCGACGCGAUUAUUUAAUAUUCCCGCGCGCAGCUCAUUGUCCGACGUUGCGCGAGAAAGAGGCUGUGUUGGUCGAGAUAAAAAAUAUCGAUUUAUUGGGGACACAAUGAGUCAUUAUUCACCACAUCCGAUCGCCGCAAGAGCGUCCGCAACGAUCGCUUGAUCACAAAGAGCUGUCCAGCUCUUUCGCGCGCUUGUGUGCAGGGGCUCGAAUCGAAAAGUCCUUCUCGCGUGCGGCACACUGGCACAUUAUAAAUUAUCCCGGGAGUCUACACCUGCGCGAGUGACACACAGGGCAAAUUAGUUAUGUACACGUGCGCGGCUGCUCCGGCGAUUUAUCUCGGUGGGAAUUAGUCGGGACUGCGAAUUCCAUCAUAUUAACUCGCUUAUUUAUUCUCAUUGUUGUGCACGGCCGCUCGCUAUAUACGGAUUGCGAAAUUGGAUUGUUUACUGUGCGCGGACGUUUCGUUUUUAUUAAUAACCCCUCGAUGAAACGCCGUUUCAGCAAAGCCCUUGUUGUGCACCACCUAUUACGUAAGAGGAGAUAGAUAAGAGCGCUCUCGCAUCGGUUCCGAGAAUCAAUAAAGAAGAGAGACUCUUCUCUCUCUCUCUCUCUCUCUCUCUCUCUCUCUCUCUUUGUGUGUAUAUGCCACACACAGCAAAGCUCAGCCGCAACGCGACGUUGGAUCGUUUAUGCAUGAAACGAGACACUCGGCCGCAGAGAGCCGGUGUCCAUUGUCAGCUGGCCGGCGUCGAAGGACGAUUGCCACUCGAGACUGUAAACCGUGUGCCCCGACUAUAAACCACGUCGGCGACGAUGGCGCAGCACAUCCUCCGAUCGACCACGACGACGACUACUAAUAUUACCGAGCCAAUAGCGUCAGCUCCGCCGCAUCGCCAGAGACGUCGCUGCAGAGGCUUCUCUCCCGUCGGCAGCUCGCUUUAGUACUUCACACGGCGCGCGCAAGUACUCUUGUGUAUUAUUAUUCAGGAGAGAACGAGAUACAGAAGAGGAUCCGAACAUGCGUGGGCUCGUGAUCUUCGCGGCGACAUUGGCAGCCCUGGCGCUACAGCCGGCUUCGGCGCUCACCGGCGAGCACGUGUGCCACCGCGUGGAAAACUACACGGUGACGUCGCGGGAACAAUACGUCGAGCCGGUGGAAAUUCACACACUCGCCUGGUGCCUGCAGAUACCGCCGCGCUGCCCCCAGACUCGCACGGAGUUGCGAGAACGCUGGCGCAUGAAGACGGAAGUGAAAUUCAAGAGCGUGCCGGUGUGCUGCGAAGGCUACGCGAUCCAGGAGCCGGUGGGCAACGGCAGCGCCGAAGCCAAGUGCGUGCCGCACUGCAAGCGCUGCCGCAGCGGCGUCUGCAUCGCCCCCAACGAGUGCGCAUGCGAUCCGGGAUUCCAAGGCCAGGACUGCGCCUCCGAGUGUCCACAGGGUACCUGGGGCCCGAGCUGCAAGAACGAGUGCAACUGCCUGCGCGAGGUCGCCUGCAAUACCGUGAGCGGCAAGUGCGAGUGUCCCGCUGGAUGGAUGGGCUCACGCUGCGAGAACAAGUGCCCCGAAGGCCACUGGGGCGCGGGCUGCAAUUCCAUCUGCCUCUGCGAGAACCAGCUGGCCCGCUGUCACCACGAGACCGGAGAGUGCAGCGAGUCGGCCUCGUCCGUCAGCGAUCCCUUCGAGGCGUCCGGUAUCGCGGCUAAUCUCGUUCCGGCCGCUUCUACAGCCAAGACGGCGGAUACCGAUUACGUGGACAUCGUCGACUUCGACAAGGAGGAUGCCCUGCUGUCCAGAGUAACCGAGCAAGUCCCCGUGAUCCCGGACGACAACCUGGACCCGAUCAUAGAGCGCAACAGCGUGAACGUCGAGCCGGCGAUGCUUCCCGAAUCGAAGAAACCGCCGACGACGGAGGGCAUCUCGACAAAGACGAUCGAGGAGAAGCCGCGACGAACAACGCCGGUACUGGCGACGAGUCCCCUCCCCCCUCAACCCGGGCCCACUGUCUCGAUCGAAGGAAAUCAACUUUCACAGCCGGACGACGCCGAGAGGAGCAAGUCCGCCGGCUUUGACUUUGACGAGCGGCACACCAACUUUCGCGUCAUUGUCUCGCCCAAGACCGAGUACGUCAAGAAUACUCACAAAGCAGACGACGGCUCUCCGAUGUCCGGCAUCCCGAUCGACGUGGCCACGAUGAUAGUGGUCGGGGCGAUAGUCUCGAUCGGCCUGACCGCAGUGGCCGCUCUCAUGAUCUUUCACGUGCGCUCGCGGCUGCUCAAGGCCGCCCUAUCGAUCUACAGCCAGGAGAAGGUUGAGCGCCAGCAGUUUCCCGAAAAGGAUAGCGUCGUUUCCGCCACAACCGCCGCCGGCAAGGGCCUGGACGUGACCAUCGGGACUCUUCCUCGAACCAUGACGAGAGUCAACCCGGUGUACAACGCCGGCCCUGAGGCGGCCGUUCUGACGUUCGACGAGCGACCGGCCGAGUACGCCAACGGCACCGUCACCAUCGGCAUCCGCCUGUCCAGCAAUCUCAGAGAUCUCCUCGAGAGUCACUACGACAGACCUGCCGCGUGCUCCCACAGGAACGUACCCGCGGGUGGCUUCGCCCCGGGCGACGCGGAUGUGGAACACGUGUACGACGAGAUCCCGCUCUCGGCGCCCUUCUACUUCGCCAAAGACACGUAAUAAUUCCGGCUCUCCGCGCUCGCGGAACCAGCCCUGCGAGGAACCGCCGCGAGAGCUAUACACCGACACUGCCUAUAAUACACUCGCGCGAGUUUCGCAACUCGUAGUUUCGUCCUAAACUUCAAUUUUUCGCGAGAGCUGUUAUACCGCACUCUCGGCUGUAGUAGUCUAGGAUCGUGCGCCCGUAGCGCUGUUGCCUCAUGUACGUCAAUCCAGCCGGCGAUGUAGUGGAGAAAAGGCGUGCACGAGUGAUCGUGAGAAACUUUUCGGCGAAUUAUCCCCUUUUUAUGCAGCUGAUCUCUUUCUCUCGCCGAGUGUGUCCUUUUGGAUAGCGCGAGAGGACAAGGGUUUUUUUUAUCGUAUAUUUAUAAUGCGUCUGAUGACCUAUAUAUCGAUUGUUGGGCAUGUAAUCGCAUAGAGGAAAAUUGCGCUAGAUUGUAAGUACAUCAACUUUUACCUACUAUUACACAUUAAUAUAUAUUCGUAUGUAUACUGGCUAGAUUUUUAUGUACACACGCACACACGUACACUGUAAAGGGUUUUCUUUUCCGUUGAAGCGACAACGCUAGUGUGGCAUAUAUCGUGCGUUGUUUACUCGUUCAUCGAAUAUGAUGUAAUUCUUCUUCCAAAGAGUAGUUCUCGUAAGGCCGAUCGCUCUGUAUUUGCAUUUAUCAAUAUUAUCGUGGCUAUGAACACUGCUAGUAUAUACAAUCCAUAUAAUAUAAGUAUGAGAACUCAUUAUUUACAUUAUAUACUUGGCAUCGCAAGCGCUCGUUAGUGUAUAAGUCACUAUAUUUAUCUCCUUAUCGUUUUGCAAGUUUAUGCAGGAACUCUCUCAUGCCUGAUAAACUGCUAUAAACAUAGUAAUGUGAUCACACCGCAUUUAAAUAUUAUUUACGCGCCGCAGUGUGUGUGCUGGCAAUAUCAACAGCUAUUUAGUAAUAUUCUGUAAAAAUACCAUCGUAUACUACUACUUCCCCCUGUGUAAUGUACAUUAUUGUCAAUGAAUUUUCAAGCCAAAUAAAAACAUUUUGUACACCCGAGGAAAA